UGUUAUUAUUCUUUAGUUGAGUUUGUACUUAGUGGAUGAGCUUAAUUUUGGAGAACUGUAAUUGUAACUUUUAUUUGCAUUCAAGAAAUAAUCAUUUAGAUAUUGUCAAUUAAAGCCGAACCAAAUAUUAUCCUUAUCUAAUCAAUAAUAUCAUUAUCUUUUGCAUCUGCCCUUUGAGUAGUUUACGGUCAUCAAAUAUGUUGCGAUCGUUUGCCUCAAAGAUAUCCAGGAUUAGUUUAGCCGGAUCACGUUCUUUCAGUAAUGCUCCCGACAAGUUGGUCGUCGCCGAGGUUGAUGACAAGACAGGUUAUGCGACCGUCACACUGAAUCGACCACCGGUGAACAGUCUCAAUCUAGAGUUACUCACUGCCAUUUCAGAAACGUUAGAUGACUUACAAAAUAACAAAUCGCGAGGAGUAAUACUGACCUCGUCAUCCAAAACAGUUUUCAGUGCUGGGUUAGAUAUUAUGGAGAUGUAUAAGCCAAAACCGGAAAGACUGAAGGCAUUUUGGUCCACCCUGCAGGAUGUCUGGUUCAAACUGUACGGAUCACCGUACCCAACAGUGGCCGCAAUCAAUGGUCAUGCACCGGCAGGUGGCUGCUUACUUUCAUUAUGCUGUGAGUAUCGUAUCAUGUGUCCCAACUACACGAUCGGUUUGAAUGAAACACAGUUAGGCAUUGUCGCUCCGUCAUGGUUCCAGGCUGCUAUGCGAAACACAAUCUCCAGGCGCGAUGCUGAACUUGCUUUGACUCUGGGUACUCUUUUUUCUACAGACGAAGCGUUGAAGGUUGGGCUGAUUGACGAAAUUGCGAGUAACAAAGAGGAAGCUUUGGCGAAGGCUGUCGGCUUUUUAGAUAGGUUCAAAAAAGUUUCUGCGCAAGCAAGAUCAAUGACCAAACAAGCACUAAGAAGUAAGGAUAUCAUGGAAUUGGAAGAUAACCGCUCACAGGACAUCGAUUUGUUCGUGUAUGCAGUUACUCAACCGAAAGUACAACAAAGUCUCGAACUUUAUCUUGCUGCAUUGAAGAAAAAGUCGGCUAAAUGAUGAUGCUCGUUUAGUUCACGUUGAUUUCUGUAUUUUGUAUCUUUAAAACGAAGAGUUUAUAUUUUGUAAA
Messenger RNA from Malaya genurostris, 1116 nucleotides. Its product is annotated as enoyl-CoA delta isomerase 1, mitochondrial-like. The record is from RefSeq and is a predicted model, not a curated record. The transcript has 6 exons. Gene Ontology annotation, cellular component: mitochondrion. NCBI's taxonomy places the organism in Eukaryota, Metazoa, Arthropoda, Insecta, Diptera, Culicidae. Gene Ontology annotation, biological process: fatty acid beta-oxidation. Gene Ontology annotation, molecular function: enoyl-CoA hydratase activity. Bases 198 to 1046 code for a protein of 282 amino acids.